ACCUCUCUUUCUCUCUCUCUCCUACCCGCCGAAAUUCAAACUUACACACAAACACCCACACACACACAGUCUUUUUAUCUUCACAAAUGAAAAUCUAUAUAUAUGUUUAGAUUUACAUAUGUACCUAACCCUAAUCUGGGUUUUUAACAGCUUGUUUGAUCACUUUUCUAACGAUCCGCUUUCUUGUCUCUCUAUUCUGCAGAUUGUAUUUGUAUUCUUGGCAUUCGAAGCUGCCUGCUUUUUUGGAGCUAUCAUUUGGCAUUCAAUUUAGGGGUUUUUCGGUUGGUCGUCAGAUUGGUUUGUUCGUGAAAGACCCAUAUACAAUGGGAAAUAUCCAAUGCAAUUUGAAUUUCAACUUUUCUGUGAGUGCAAUAGUUCUGAAGAGGAACGGCGAGAAAGCACAAGUGGAAGAUGAUAGAUAGGUUUCUUGGGAAGGCAAAAUAGUAAAGCAUAGUUUUGAGGUCCAAGUUGAGCAUUGUUUGGGAUUGAGGUUUUGUGGUUGAUAUUUGAUUGGAUUACUCAUGGAGAAUAAUGAUAUGAUCCUUGGAAAAAGGCGGGAUUUACCACUGGUUCAGAACCAACAUUUGGGCCUAAGGCAUGGCCAUAAUAUGGUAAUUGGACAGAAUCAUACUUUAGGAUUGGGGCAGACCCAUGAGCAUAAUUUGGAUUUAGGGCAGACUGGUGAUCAUAAUCUCGGUUUAGGUCAUGGGCAUGCCCAUGACCGUGAAUUUUUGCUGGCUCAGGCGCAUGCUAUUGAUCAUGAAAUGGCUCUUCAACACGGUCAAGAUCAUGGUAAUGUACAUGAAAAUGGAUAUGAUCACAGUGACGAACAAGAGGAUAAAUAUGAACUUGGUCAUGAGAAUGGAAUAAAUCCAGGUGAAGAUGGUGUCCCUAAUGUUGAUCAAGAUGAUACUGGUGGGGAUAUCCAUGAUUCUCAUUCAACUCUCACUGCUCAGAAUCAGGAAUUAGGUUUACCAGAGAAUCAUGAAUUGGCUCUUGUAGAGACACAUGACAUUGAUGAGAAUUUAGAGCUUGUUGUGGACCAGAAUCAUGAUAUGGGUGCCAUGUCUCCUUCUGAUAUGUCUGUUCAGCAGGCGCAGCUUGUGCUCACUCCUUCUGUUGUUCAGUCGCGAACCCUAAUUCCUACCCCUACACAUGAAUUAAUGGUGGGGCAAGAGUUUCCUGAUGUCAAGAGUUGUCGUAGGGCAUUGAGGGACACUGCAAUUGCUCUUCAUUUCGAGAUACAGACGGUCAAGUCUGAUAAGACUCGUUUUACUGCCAAGUGCGCAAGUGAGGGAUGCCAUUGGCGAAUUCAUGCUGCAAAGCUUCCUGGUGUUCCUACCUUCACAAUUAGGACCAUCCAUGCAGAGCAUUCUUGUGGUGGGAUCACUCAUCUUGGGCAUCAACAGGCUUCAGUUCAGUGGGUUGCAAAUUCUGUGGAACAGCGCCUUAGAGAAAACCCUAAUUGCAAGCCGAAGGAGAUACUGGAAGAGAUUCACCGUGUUCAUGGAAUCGCCUUAUCAUACAAGCAAGCAUGGAGAGGGAAGGAACGGAUCAUGGCUGCCCUCCGUGGGUCAUUUGAAGAUGAUUAUCGCCUUCUUCCACAGUACUGUGACCAAAUCAGACGGACAAAUCCAGGGAGUAUCGCAUCAGUCUAUGUGAAUCCAGUGGAUAACUGUUUCCAACGCCUUUUUAUUUCAUUUCAAGCAUCAAUAUAUGGGUUUCUCAAUGCAUGCCGACCACUCCUUGGACUUGAUAGGACUGUUCUGAAAAGCAAGUACCUUGGGACCUUGCUUUUUGCUACAGGUUUUGAUGGAGAUGGUGCUCUGUUCCCUGUUGCAUUUGGGGUUGUGGACGAGGAAAAUGAUGAAAACUGGAUGUGGUUCCUUUCGGAACUGCAUAACCUUCUUGAAAUUAACACGGAAAACAUGCCAAGGCUCACGAUCUUGUCUGACAGGCAGAAGAGUAUUGUAGAUGGAGUGGAAGCGAACUUCCCAACUGCUUUCCAUGGUUUCUGUAUGCGUCAUCUCAGUGAGAGUUUUCGGAAGGAGUUCAACAAUACUAUGCUUGUUAACCUUCUCUGGGAAGCUGCUAAUGCUCUUACCGUCAUUGAAUUUGAAGCAAAAAUUCUCGAGAUUGAAGAGAUUUCUCAAGAAGCUGCCUAUUGGAUUCGACGAGUCCCGCCUCGAUUGUGGGCAACAGCAUAUUUUGAGGGAACCCGGUUCGGCCACCUGACUGCUAACAUAGUUGAAGCUUUAAAUGGUUGGAUACUUGAAGCUUCUGGGCUUCCAAUAAUUCAGAUGAUGGAGUGUAUCCGUAGGCAACUAAUGACUUGGUUCAAUGAGCGACGUGAAACUAGUAUGCAGUGGACAUCUAUACUUGUGCCCACGGCUGAAAGGCGUGUGUCGGAGGCUCUUGAGCGUGCACGUACUUAUCAGGUGCUUCGAGCAAAUGAAGCUGAAUUUGAAGUUAUAUCACAUGAAGGAACGAAUAUUGUGGAUAUUAGGAACCGCUGUUGUCUGUGUCGAGGAUGGCAGCUAUAUGGUCUGCCCUGUGCUCAUGCUGUGGCAGCUCUCCUUUCUUGCAGGCAGAAUGUUCAUCGCUUUACUGAGAGCUGUUUCACUGUGGCUAUGUAUCGCAAAGCGUACUCUCAAACAAUACACCCAGUUCCUGAUAAGACCCUCUGGAAGGAGAUGUCAGAUGGAUCUCACAAUGAAGCCAAUGGUAGUGAGAUUAUCAUAAACCCACCAAAAUCACUUCGACCACCUGGACGACCGAGAAAGAGGCGAGUUCGUGCAGAAGAUCGUGGUCGUGCAAAGCGGGUUGUGCAUUGCAGCCGCUGCAAUCAAACUGGGCAUUUUAGAACCACCUGUUCAGCACCUAUAUAGGUCAUCCAUUUUUAAUUUUGGUUAUUUCUUAAAUUUGGUUAUAGGUUCUUCUAUUCAUCUGAAGCUUUAGGUGUCAGUGGAGUUCUGGCGUGUUUUUUUACUUGUAUCCAUAUCAUCCUCGGAUGAAGUAUCCUCUGCCUGUCCGUAUCCAUAUCAUCCUCGGAUGAAGUAUCCUCUGCCUGUCCAUAUUGUUACCAUUAAUAAUCAACGGUAGAUCUUUCUUCUUUAAUGAGAGCUUAAUAUAUAUACUGUUGCUUAGUAUUGUAUAUUGGUCUUAUUGCAUUUCGGAGUUUGCUGGUCUUGAUUUCUUACUUAUUUGA
Ilex paraguariensis (yerba mate) is the source of this 3208-nucleotide messenger RNA. The record is from the annotation of a GenBank genome assembly. NCBI's taxonomy places the organism in Eukaryota, Viridiplantae, Streptophyta, Magnoliopsida, Aquifoliales, Aquifoliaceae.